CGACUGCUGUCUUGAGGAGUGGCGAAGGCUCGAGGACUGCCAUGCGGUCACUCUCUCGUGCGCCACUCAGCCGGUGAGAGUCGAAGAGGAUGGAAGUCCGUUCACUGUACUGAGACAGAGACACUACAGAGAGAGAGAAACAUUAGGCUAGUCUGAACGCUUGGUCCAGCAACAGUAUAUUUUAUCUCGGACUAGACCUUUGCUUGUGUCGGUGAUUUUUGUUCAACUUUUUGAUGAAAAGUUGUUUCCUCAGCCUAGGAGUACUGUGCUCUUUUCCAGAAAGAAAGACUUCCAGGAAUGGAGUCGAUACCCAAUCAACAACCAGCGGGACGAGACUCCAGCUCUUCCCCCAGCUCCAAGCAGGACGUUCAGCCCUUCUCCAGCCCCAUCUCACUGAAGCCUAACCAAGUCAGCGAGACCGCGUUGUAUGGAGUGCACAUCGUGUCUUUGGUCAUAGAUGGCCAGGAAAGACUUUGCUUGGCGCAGAUAUCCAACACAUUGCUAAAAAACUACAGUUACAACGAAAUCCAUAACCGACGCGUUGCUCUUGGAAUCACCUGCGUCCAGUGCACGCCCGUCCAGCUCGAGAUACUGAGGCGCGCUGGCGCCAUGCCAAUCUCCUCGCGGCGCUGCGGUAUGAUCACCAAGCGGGAGGCGGAGAGGCUAUGUAAAUCAUUCCUAGGUGCUCACAACCCACCAAAGCUACCGGAAAAUUUCGCUUUUGAUGUCUCUCAUGAAUGCGCUUGGGGAAGCAGAGGUAGCUUCAUACCUGCAAGGUAUAACAGCUCGAGGGCCAAGUGCAUUAAAUGCACAUAUUGCAACAUGUAUUUUUCCCCGAAUAAAUUCAUAUUCCACUCCCAUCGCACUCCCGAGUCCAAGUAUACACAGCCAGACGCAGCAAACUUCAAUUCGUGGAGGCGCCAUCUCAAACUAACAGACAAAAGCUCGUCAGAUGAUGUUGCCCACGCGUGGGAGGAUGUUAAAGCGAUGUUCAACGGGGGAAGUCGUAAGAGGACGCUACCUAUGAGUGGGUCAUCCAUGUCCUCUCCUUUGAAGUCACAUUCCACCAGUAACCCAACCCAAAGAAGUUCCCCUGAGGUACCCCAUAAAACGUUGCGCUGUGACGAAGACCGAGGUAGGCCUAACAUCAGUCUGUCAAAUGGCGUCCGGAACUACCCGGUUAUCCCUGUGCCCAGCAAGAGCUUUGGGAUGCUUCAAAAGAUCCCGCCACCGCUCUUCCCCCACCCGUAUGGAUUCCCUGCGUUUGGACUGUGUCAAAAGAAGGACGACGGAGUGGGAGAGACAAUUAAAACCAACGUUUCGGGUGUCUUUUGGCCAGGAGCAAAGGACAGUAUCUAUCCCUCUUUCCCGAUGUUCUGGCCUACAGCCGGUGGCCUACCGAUGCCACCGUAUCAACAGUCACCAGCCAAACCACCCACAGAGCUCUUAAGUGUCCGACAGAGUGAUCUCGAGUUAUCGGAUCAAAGUGACCGGUGCGCAAACACACCUAAGGAUAGCUUUCACGACAGCGAGCGGUGCUCUAGCUCACAAUCCACCCGGAACGACGAGGAUAAAUCCGGGGAUGAGGCCCGGUCGACGGAAGGACCCCCCACAACUCCACGGAAGAUAAAUUACAUCUCUGCGUUCAGACCUGUGGUGAAAGACGCCGAAAGCAUUGCAAAGCUAUACGGCAACAGGGACACGUACAGCGGUGUGCGCUCUGGUUACCUAUCGCCAGAUUUCGUGAGUGAAAGUUCUAGCUAUAGGUCUAUGUCCCCGGAUGUGGAUAGCGCGGACGACCCAGACGUUGACGUGGAGUCAAACAGGGCACAAGAGGAUGAAGAGUCAGUCCAACUGUCCGUGGAGGACCGUCAGAGUCCCCCGCCCCUCAACUCAGCCCAUUCCGGGCCUGAAGAUAGUCAAGAGCUGGGGACAAGUCCAGGACCACACCCGGAAGAUCCCCACUCCGGGUCCUCUGAUGACGAGAGGCAGGGUGGACAGGUGUCAGAGCGCCAUGAUACACCCGUGUACGAAGUGUACACACAUGAAAAGGAUGGACACAUGCCUUUGACCGGUCCAUCUACGUUUGGAUCAAAACACAGCAGCCCAUUGCAAUCGAACGGUGUCCUCCAUGUUUCCGACCCACAUAAACAACGUUCUCCUACAAGAGAGGACGUUCCACAGAGAGCCUUUCAGGACCAAGCAAAGGAAAGCCCACCAUGCGAUGGGGCAUUACGUCAGCAUGACGUCAGUAUGAUCCACGAAAAAGAUAUCGAAAACAUGGCUAAAGAGGAACUUCAGAAACAGCUUGUCGAACAAGUGGAGCUCAGAAAAAAGUUGGAACGCGAAUUUCAAAGUUUAAAAGAUAAUUUUCAGGACCAAAUGAAGAGGGAACUGUCCUACAGAGAAGAGAUGGUCCAACAGCUUCAUAUUGUCCGAGACACUUUGUGCAGCGAGUUGGAUCAAGAAAGAAAGGCGCGUUAUGCAAUACAACAGAAGCUAAAAGAAGCUCAUGAUGCCCUGCACCAUUUCUCCUGCAAGAUGCUGACCCCUCGCCACUGUACUGGAGCCUGUACUUUCAAACCCCCUCUGCUGCCUCCAUAAUAGACCACAAGACCCCCACUGACUCCAGUACAGCUCACUGCAGCCAAAAAGAGAGAGACCCACCUCAAGUAGUCACAGUCUCUCCGUAACUUCUUUGCCCUCCCUCACCAGUCAUCCAAGGAUUCACAACCUGUGUACACACUCCAGCUCUAUUUAUUUAACACAGAGGAAGUGGCUAUGGAGGUUAGGAGAACUAGACCUUCCAUUGAAAAGAACUCUUGAAGAUACACCAAGACCAAACGACUGGUCCAUUGUAUGUGUUGUAUUUAUAGACAGUUAUCAAGUUGUAAAGAGCUCUUGAUAUGGACACAGCAAGUCCCUUUGAAUCAUAAUCCAUUGCUCUUUAUAUAUAUAUAUAUGUG
This is a messenger RNA of Salmo salar (Atlantic salmon), 2966 nucleotides long. RefSeq names its product SKI family transcriptional corepressor 1 homolog-B. Gene Ontology annotation, cellular component: nucleus; cytoplasm; transcription regulator complex. The record is from RefSeq and is a predicted model, not a curated record. Gene Ontology annotation, biological process: negative regulation of BMP signaling pathway; negative regulation of transcription by RNA polymerase II. NCBI's taxonomy places the organism in Eukaryota, Metazoa, Chordata, Actinopteri, Salmoniformes, Salmonidae. Gene Ontology annotation, molecular function: SMAD binding; RNA polymerase II cis-regulatory region sequence-specific DNA binding; DNA-binding transcription factor activity, RNA polymerase II-specific.